UCUCUGGAUCUGUCUCGCCGCCGCCUUCUUCCUCUUCCUCCUCCUCUUUGCCUCCCCCUCCGCUCGCGCCGCUGCUUUUCCAUAAACAUCUGGAUCAGGGGAGGGGCUUUUUUCCGCCGCCCCCUCUCUCUCGGAGGGGCUCUGGGCAAUUGGCAACAUCUGAAUGGCUCCGGGGAGAGGAGAGCGCGAGUAGAAGUUUAGGUUUCACAGUGAUAGAAGAACGUUUUAGGUUUAAACCAUGCCUGUCCCCCCUCCUCCGGCUCCUCCCCCUCCCCCAACACUUGCCGUGGCAAAUACAGAAAAGCCUAGCUUAAACAGAUCAGAGCAAGCAGGGCGAAAUGCUCUUCUCUCCGAUAUUACCAAAGGGAAAAAACUCAAGAAGGCCGUUACCAAUGACCGGAGUGCCCCAGUCUUCGAAAAACCUAAAGGGUCUGGUGGUGGAGGUGGCUUCACGAGCAGUAGCAGCAGCGGUGGUGGCGGAGGUGGCGGCAGCUAUGGUGGAGGAGGACCGCCUGGUUUAGGAGGUCUGUUCCAGGCGGGGAUGCCCAAACUCCGAUCUGCAAACAGGGAUAACGAUUCUCCAGGAAGCAGGGCUCCAGUGUUCCCACCGGGAGGAAAAGCAACAUCUGCAAAGCCCUUUUCACUCCCAGGUGGCGCAGGGAGGUUUGCAAGCCCUUCUCCCGGGCAAAGAACUGCCGUUCCGGAGCCACAGAGGAGCCGAAUGCCUCCACCGAGACCUGACCCUGGUUCCAGGGCCGAUAUGGGUGCUCCUCCCGUGCCAAAUACUCCAAGACCUGUCCCAUCAACGCUGUACAACAGAGGACCCCCUCCUGUGCCGGGAGCCAGCAGGCAAGUCAGCUUAGGCCUCACACCUCCGCCUUUCCCUGGAAAUAGAUUCGGAGGGUCCCUCCGUCAGUCGUCGCAAGGGAGUAUUCCAUCUCCUUUCACAAACAGGCCUCCUCUUCCUCCGGCCCCAGGCAGGCCGACAGAAGACAAGCCUCCGCCGCCGCCACCCCCAGCAGGAAGCAGGCCACCUCUCAACCGGGAAGCUUCCUUGCCACCGCCUCCUCCACCUCAAAACAACAGGCCUCCGGUUCCUUCCACGCCUCGGCCAUCCUUUGGCUCUCAGGUCCCUCCUCCGCCACCUCCAAGCAGGCCAGGCCCGCCUCUGGUUCCACCGACAUCUGGCGGAAAUGAUGAGAUGCCGCGGCUUCCUCAGAGGAAUAUAUCGCUAGCAUCUCCUUCUCCGCCGAGCCUGCCUGGCUCUUGCCGCUCUGGACCUCUUCCUCCGCCACCAGGCGAGAGGCCACCACCUCCUGUCAGAGACCCGCCCAGCAGAUCAGGACCCCUUCCUCCACCUCCGCCGCCAAUAAGCAGAAAUGGUAGCACUUCACGGGCAUUGCCUGCUACCCCACAGCUACCUUCCAGAGGCGGGCUUGAUAAACACAGAGGCGGACCACUUCCUCCUCCACUUCCUCCUGACAGGCCUGCUUCUGGAGCGCCUCCCCCGCCACCUCCACCUUCGUCCGCCAUGCGAAAUGGCUUCCAGGAUUCUCCAUGCGAUGAUGAGUGGGAAAGCAGAUUUUCCUUCCAUCCUAUGUCUGACCUGCCACCUCCAGAGCCGUAUGUGCCAAUGAACAAAAGCUACCCCAGUAAACUAGCAAGGAAUGACAACAGAAGUGGAUCCAGCCGUAGAGAAAGAGGUGCUCCACCGCUUCCACCUAUUCCAAGAUCAGAAUCCACAUGCUGCGUUUUCAGAAGCACUGAAUGAAUAUGGAUAUUUACACGUAUGUCAGCACAAAGAAUCUCUCUUCUUCA
Messenger RNA from Lacerta agilis (Sand lizard), 1818 nucleotides. It is a transcript of the gene WIPF1, whose product is annotated as WAS/WASL interacting protein family member 1. The record is from RefSeq and is a predicted model, not a curated record. Gene Ontology annotation, molecular function: actin binding. The coding region runs from base 239 to 1771 and encodes 510 amino acids. Lineage: Eukaryota; Metazoa; Chordata; Lepidosauria; Squamata; Lacertidae. The transcript has 9 exons.